AUGAGACUCCCACAAUCUCUUUUGCUGCUGGCUGCUGCUGGGUCGACUGCCCAAGCUAGUGAGAAGGCUGCUCGUCCCCGAGGCGUGGGUCCGGAAUUCGCCAAAUUUUACCAGGACUCCACGACUUUCACAUGCAUCUCGAACCCUUCUAUCAAAAUCCCCUUCUCGGCCGUCAACGAUGACUUCUGUGACUGCCCCGAUGGAAGUGAUGAGCCAGGCACCGCCGCUUGUGCCCAUAUCUCGCGGAACUCGCCCUUGACUGUGGCAGAUCGACCAGGCAACAGUGAUCUGGAUAUCGCUCUCGGUCUGCCCGGGUUCUACUGCAAGAACAAGGGCCAUCGUCCAUCGUACGUCCCAUUCCAGCGGAUCAACGAUGGAAUUUGUGACUACGAAAUGUGCUGCGACGGCAGUGACGAGUGGGCGCGUGUUGGAGGCACCAAGUGUGAAGACCGUUGCAAGGAGAUCGGCAAGCAAUGGCGCAAGGAAGAGGAGAAGAAUCAAAAGUCAAUGACUGCCGCCCUAAGGAAGAAAAAGGAUCUUCUUGUCGACGCUGGCCGCCAGCAGAAGGAAAUUGAGGUCCAUAUUGCUGAGUUGGAGGCUGAGAUCCAAGGUGCCGAGGUCAAGGAACAAGGCCUUCAGGCUGAUCUGCAGCUCGCCCAGGAGCAGGACCAGAAGGUCGUCCGCACUGGCAAGGGUAAAGGCAAGCUGAGUGCUUUCAGUGCUCUUGCCAAAGGACGUGUGGAGGAGCUCCGCAAUGCGUUGGUGGAUGUUCGUCGUCAGCGGGAUGAGACCCGUGACCGUGUCAAGGAGCUUGAGGAUAUCCUGGCCAAGGUCAAGGUGGAAUAUAACCCGAACUUCAACGAUGAGGGUGUCAAGCGGGCGGUUCGCAGCUAUGAGGACUACGCUGCUCGUGAUCAAAGCACCGAGGAUUCAAAUGGGGCCGUGAACCGUGAUUUGGAUGAAAUCACCAAGGUCGACGGCGCCGACAACGGAGUUAACUGGGAGCACUGGGAAAAUGAGGAUGAGGGCUGUCCGGAUUCCGAUAUAGGUAAAGUGUCUCUGCAACCUCUAUGCCACCAGCAGCUGACUAACGGAAUGAUAGUAUACGUGUUGGCCGCGUACCUCCCACCGUCGCUUGUUAACUUCAUUGAAGGAAAGGUCGUCUCCGUCAAGAACUACCUCCAGGAGAAUGGUAUCUUGCCCAAACCUACUGAGGAAUCUUCCUCGGAUUCCAAGGCCGUCACCCAAGCACGCGAGGCCCUCCAAGAGGCACAGGACUCUCUGUCCAGUUUGAAGAACAAGCUGCGUGACCAGCGUGCUGAUCUUGAGCAAGACUACGGUACCGCUUCCAUCUUCCGCGCUCUGAAGGGGGUGUGUAUCUCUCAGGAUGCGGGCGAGUAUACAUACGAACAUUGCUUCCUCGAGUCCACUAAGCAAAACCAAAGGAAGGGAGGCAGCUCCGUGUCUAUGGGCAAAUUCUCGAACGUGGGAACUACACUUGUCGAAGAAGUCAAUGAGGCUGGCGAGGUUAUCAAUGUUGAAAAGACAGUGAUCGAAUACACCCGUGGCCAGUCAUGCUGGAAUGGGCCUAACCGGUCGACUAAGGUCAUUUUGGAGUGCGGUGAGGAGAAUCGGAUUUUGAAGACUGCCGAAGAAGAGAAGUGUGUGUACGCUAUGCUGGUCACUUCGCCAGCUGUUUGUGCGGGUGGUGAGGAGGUUGGAAACUCCGCGCCUCGGUCGAAAGACGAGCUGUAA
Molecule: messenger RNA, 1755 nt
Organism: Penicillium olsonii
Lineage: Eukaryota; Fungi; Ascomycota; Eurotiomycetes; Eurotiales; Aspergillaceae
Source: the annotation of a GenBank genome assembly